Molecule: messenger RNA, 3483 nt
Organism: Kalmanozyma brasiliensis GHG001
Lineage: Eukaryota; Fungi; Basidiomycota; Ustilaginomycetes; Ustilaginales
Product: mRNA (guanine-N(7))-methyltransferase domain protein
Exons: 1
Coding region: 1-3483 (1160 amino acids)
Biological process (GO): 7-methylguanosine mRNA capping
Cellular component (GO): nucleus
Molecular function (GO): mRNA 5'-cap (guanine-N7-)-methyltransferase activity
Source: RefSeq, a predicted model, not a curated record
AUGCCAGGCUACGACCCGGUCCGCGACGCUGGCGGUCCUGGCUUGAGUCGAGCUUCGCCAUCUGCCAGGCCCCGCUCAGAUCAAGCCCCUCGUCCGUCGCCAUCAUCCGCCGCUUAUGCACCCCGACCCUCCGCUGCAUUCAACGACGAUCCCUCUGCUUCUCGGCGUAGCAUCUCCGGUCACCCCAUCGACCAAUAUGGUGAUGUCCAGGCAAGCUAUUCUCGCCGAAUCAGUCACGAAGGCCCGUCAGGUCAACCCGUAAUCUCGCCGCGUACUCCCACUACUGCGCUUCCCCCUCACGAACGCUAUGCGGAUCAUGGUUACGCUGCCCAGCAACAGUACGAGCACAGUCCUCGCAACUCAUUCCACUCCGAAGAGCCUCAUCCAUCAAGGCGCAGUGCGUCCAUCGCCGACCUGAUUGCUGUGAGUGAGAUGUCGGAUGCCGAACACGACCGACACCGCGAAGCCCACCGGUGGUCGGCUCAGUACGGCGGGGAAGAAAUGGCAGCAGAUGGCAGCAUGAGCAGGUCCAGCAGCCAAUCGGGCGGCUUUCAUGGCCCCUCGGCCCCUCUUCCACACAGCACUUCGCAUCCGCGCAUGUCGCAUCCAGCUCCGCAUCAAUUGGGUCGAUCCGAACGCAGUCCCAGCAUGGCGCAUCUGCUCAAUGAUGGAACGGCUGGCGCCGUUCAGGACAGACCGAGGUCCGGCUCCCAUUCGUCGGUCUCAUCGUUCCAUUCGCACCCGCAUCCGCCCCCACAGCACUAUUCCAGUCAGAUGUCACCGCACGGCCAUCCUUCGUUGCAGCCCUCGCCCGGCUCAAUGAUGCACACUCGCGAACCGGUCGGCCAUCCUUCCGUCAUUGGAGGUCCGAGCUCCUACCGAGUCAGCUCACCAUCCAGUGCCUAUCCGCCAGCUAUGCAUCCGCACAACCAGCCAACGCUUCAUCGCGAAAGCAGGUCCAGCCCUGGAGUCGGCGCGCAUCACCCGGGCCACCCUGCUGAGAGAACCCGUCACGUAGCUCAGGGUGUCCCCGUUGGCCACGGUCCACCGCCUCGCUCUGCAUCAGGCUCAUACGCACACGCUAGCACUUCCGCUAGUCCCGCAUCCCAUCCUUACGCCCACCUGCAGCCCUCGCCGUCACAUCGCUUUGCGGUGCCAGACGUACCCACGACCCGCUCACCAGAGAGCAGGCGUGUACCAUUGCCACGAUCACCUUCAUUGAUCCACGGCGCCCAUCCGCGUGCACCUUUGCACCAUGACUCAUCCUCAUCUUGGACCGGCGAAGAACAAGAGGCGUCAUCGGCUGCAGGCAUGCCACCCCCGCUGAUCCACGCAUCUCCUCGUAGGGAUAGCUACGGUCAGCCGACACAUCCAUAUGCUCAUCGGUAUGCGCCAGCAACUCCAAACAACGGCAUGCCACCUACGCCAGGAAGUGCUGCAUCGCAGGGUGGAUACCCGCUCACGCCAGGCUCCAGAUCUUUGCCGCCGCACACGCCCAACUCGGCGUAUGCUCGCAGAGGCGGCGACGGCUACGAGGAGAGCAAUUACUUCCCGCACAUGUCCGAGUCCGCACCACCGGCCGCCUAUGAUCCGGCGCGCGAAAGGUCGAGCAGCUUCACACAGUCCGAGCACCCUCGUCGCAGCGCAGAUUUCGGUCCUGGUGUACACAACGACCAUGGUGGCUAUGGCGAUGGUCGUGACAGCAUUCUGACCCCUGGGUCAGCCCAUCACGCGGGCGGUCCGAUGCAUCCAAGAGAUCGUGCGCACCCAGCUUUGCCGCCGACGGCAAUCUCUCCUUCGUUUGGCCCUCAGCGACGGGCUCAAAAUUUGAAGGCGGAGGAGGAAGCGCUGGAGCUGAACGGGCGAAGGCACAGCGGUGAAGAGGCCUACCGCCUCGAAGCUGAGCGCUCACACUAUCCCCAUGAGCGUGACGGGCAAUACGACGGAGUCGCGGCCAAAUCUCAGCAAGAUCUCGACAAGCUCCGCCGAUACCACCACGAGGAGACCACGUCAAGACGCGACUCCCGUGACUCGUCCAAAAGAGAAAACGAAGCGACAUCGUCUGAUCGAACCGGCGAUGCAAUGCAAGCAUCCAACGACACCUCAACGCAGCCAUUCGAUCAGAAGCGCUCUCGAGAGGUUUCGCUGGACACACAUCGCCCUGUUCCUGAGCCGAAGUCUGACGAUCUUGCUCACAUCAAGGAUGAUGUCGAGCUGACGGCCAAAGCUGACGAGGAGGAAGUCGAGACAAAAGGGCAGCCCGACAUCAAGAUCGCUCCCCUGCCACGCUAUGCGCCCACGCACCGGGUGUCGCAUCCAAGGCAAGUGAUGCGUCCCAUCGGCAUCGAAGAGAUCGAUCGGAAACGAGCGCGUUGUCGCAAUCCACUUCGGCGAGAGUGGGAGCAGCUUCACCAAGCCGACAGCCGAGAAGCGCUGGACGAGAUCCUGCGCGCUUUCCACAUGGAGCUUGCCGGGCAGAACGGCUCGGCAUCCGCAUCAAAUGGAGAGCAACCGAAGCCUUCGGAUGUCAAGAAGCGCGCGAUUGGCGAUACCCUCGAAGAUGCCGAAGAGGUGGCGGACCACUACAACAAACGUCGAGAGGUGGGCAUUCACGGACGUGAAGAGUCGCCGAUCAUCGCGCUUCGCAAGUUCAAUAACUGGAUCAAGUCGGUACUCGUUGGCACGUUUGCACGCGGACGCUACGACGAGCCACAGGGCCCUCGGUACCGAACACGCGGUGGACGCAUCCUGGAUCUGGGCUGCGGCAAGGGAGGAGAUCUCAAAAAGUGGGACAAGGUGAGCCCGAGCGCCUUGGUGGGCGCCGACAUUGCCUCUGUGUCGAUCGAGCAGGCCAUCACGCGUCAUAAAGAGAACAGGCAGCGGUACUCUGGCGACUUUUUCGCAUUUGACUGCUUCUCGACGCCGCUGACCGAGGUCAUCCCUCGCGAGCUACUGGAGCCGAUGUUUGACAAUGUCACGCUCCAGUUCUGCAUGCACUACGCGUGGGAGAGCGUCGAGAAGGCGAGGAUGAUGCUGGACAAUGUCGCACGCUACCUUCGCAGAGGAGGUGUCUUCAUCGGCACAAUCCCUGACAGCCGUGUGUUGCGCGACCGUCUCACCGCGGGUGGCAACCCGGACGACCGAUCGUUCGGGAACCGAUACUACAAGGUGGUGUUUGACCAGGUGGACACGUGGCCGGCCUUUGGCAACCGAUACACGUUCUUCCUCGAGGACGCGGUUGAGAAUGUGCCGGAAUACGUGGUGGACUUUGAUGUGUUUGAGGACCUGGCUAUGGAGGUAGGACUGCGGUGCAUCUACCGCAGGAACUUUGCCGAGAUGUACGAAGAGGGGUCCAGGCACGAAGAGCAUGGCAAGCUGCUCGAAAGGAUGAAGGUGGUCGACCGCUACGGGUCGUUGGCUCUGGAUGAGGAGAUGUGGCAGGCAGCGACACUCUACCUCGGCUUCGCCUUUGAGAAGAUGUGA